Molecule: messenger RNA, 867 nt
Organism: Symbiodinium pilosum
Lineage: Eukaryota; Dinophyceae; Suessiales; Symbiodiniaceae
Source: the annotation of a GenBank genome assembly
AUGCGUUGGGGCAUUCCGAUGGAGCGGCUCUACUUUGUGCGUGCGCCUGACUGGAGAAGCCCCAAGAAUGUCAGCAUGCCAGAUUUCGUCAGGGCUGCAGAGCUGUCAUGGGCUUCGGUGAUGACUAGGGAGCAGGGCUACACUCCAUGGGUAGACUUCCAUGAUGGCCAUGAGCAGGUCACCAUGAAUAUUGACAAUUUCAAAGAGGACGCACACCCGUUGCAGUAUUACAACCAAGUGUCCAGAGCGUAUAUCCCUAACACGACUUGGACCAUGGAAUGGCUGGGAUCGGAGUUUAAACGGGACACAUCUGACUAUAUGAAAUCUGCAACCUACGACGAUCCAGAUACCUGCCGUAACAACGCUGGCUUCGAAAAGCCAAACCGAACAUAUUGGAAAAGUACCUUUGCUGUUGCAGAUGCACGGGCUGCUCGCGACUAUGCCAUUCGAGUCUUGGGCGCUCAGCAUGUAGGUGAGCCGUACCCUUGGCCGCCCCUUGACAACUGCAUCGCUGCGCAAUGGGUGGUCUUACCACAGUCGUCAUUUCAGCUGCACUUCGUAGAAAACCCCGUCUAUGAAUCCAUGCUGCUCAACAUCUCGGAGUUUCUCAUGUACCAGCAGGACUUUGCACAAAGGCACACAGAAUGCAUCAACAGCUUCAUGCUGAACAACCUGGUACUUCAGACAACAUCCUUGGAUCCCUUCAUCCGGCGUCUAGAGGAUGAAGCCACCCCGUAUUUUGUCUUCGACCUGGGCAAUCUCUAUGCCCUGAUGUUCUCUUUUCCCGGCAACGAAGGUGUGACCCUCCAACUACAAAGCACGCACGUCAGUUGGGCCGUACCAGUGCCCCUCAAGUUGUGCAGUUGA